Indicator indicator is the source of this 1167-nucleotide messenger RNA. Its product is annotated as ataxin-7-like protein 3. Gene Ontology annotation, biological process: regulation of transcription by RNA polymerase II; positive regulation of DNA-templated transcription. Gene Ontology annotation, molecular function: transcription coactivator activity. Gene Ontology annotation, cellular component: DUBm complex; SAGA complex. The record is from RefSeq and is a predicted model, not a curated record. NCBI's taxonomy places the organism in Eukaryota, Metazoa, Chordata, Aves, Piciformes, Indicatoridae. The coding region runs from base 105 to 1151 and encodes 348 amino acids. The transcript is spliced from 13 exons.
CGCUGACCCCGGCCCCGGCCCCCCACGGGCCCUUCGAGCCGUGACCCCCGCCCUGUGUCCUGUGCUAUGAGCGUUCGGCGUGACUUCUCCUCGAGCAGUUGCAAAUGAAAAUGGAGGAUAUGUCUUUGUCUGGCCUGGAUAACAGCAAACUGGAGGCCAUCGCACACGAGAUCUACACUGACCUGGUGGAGGAUGCCUGCCUGGGGCUCUGCUUCGAAGUCCAUCGGGCAGUCAAGUGUGGCUACUUCUUCCUGGAUGACACCGACCCCGACAGCAUGAAGGACUUUGAGAUCGUGGACCAGCCUGGUGUGGACAUCUUCGGGCAGGUGUACAACCAGUGGAAGAACAAGGAGUGUGUGUGCCCCAACUGCAGCCGCAGCAUCGCCGCCUCCCGCUUCGCCCCACACCUGGAGAAGUGCCUGGGCAUGGGCCGCAACAGCAGCCGCAUCGCCAACCGCAGGAUCGCCAGCAGCAACAACCUCAACAAGUCGGAGAGCGACCAGGAGGACAACGACGACAUCAACGACAACGACUGGUCCUACGGCUCCGAGAAGAAAGCCAAGAAGAGGAAAUCGGACAAGAACCCCAACUCCCCUCGCAGGUCCAAGUCCCUGAAACACAAAAAUGGUGAGAUCAGUGGGACCCCCGAUCCCUUCAAGUACAGCAACUCAGCAGGAAUCAACUACGAGACGCUGGGCCCCGAGGAGCUGCGGACGCUGCUCACCACGCAAUGCGGAGUCAUCUCUGAGCACACCAAGAAGAUGUGCACCAGGUCCCUGCGGUGUCCCCAGCACACGGACGAGCAGCGCAGAUCCGUCCGGGUUUACCUCCUCGGCCCCUCCGCGUCCCUGCCCGAGGCUGAGGGCAGUGUGGAGAACGACAGCUUCGAGGUGGCCGAGAGCCAGGCCCUCAUGAGCCGGCUGCAGUGGGACGGCUCCUCCGACAUCUCCCCCUCCGACUCGGCCUCCUCCAAAGCCAGUGAGUGCCAGGGGGUGAGGGGAGGUACAAACAACUCUGAGUCUCGUAAGACCAAGAAGAAGAAGCCUCACCUGGGGCUGGUGAGCGGCGCCCCGGGGCUGGGCUCCAGCAAGAAGAAGAAGCCCAAGCCCCCUGCCCCCCACACCCCCAGCAUCUAUGAUGACAUCAACUGAGUGCAGCAGAGCUGGU